This is a messenger RNA of Coturnix japonica (Japanese quail), 1625 nucleotides long. RefSeq names its product homeobox D8 (gene HOXD8). Gene Ontology annotation, molecular function: DNA-binding transcription factor activity, RNA polymerase II-specific; RNA polymerase II transcription regulatory region sequence-specific DNA binding. Gene Ontology annotation, cellular component: nucleus. NCBI's taxonomy places the organism in Eukaryota, Metazoa, Chordata, Aves, Galliformes, Phasianidae. The record is from RefSeq and is a predicted model, not a curated record. Gene Ontology annotation, biological process: regulation of transcription by RNA polymerase II.
UGCCUGAGGAGCGGCACAUGUAAACUGAAGCCAAAAGUCCCCCCUGAGCUCAUGAGCGUGCGUGUGUGUGUGUGUGUGUGUGUGCGUGCGCGGGCUGCUGUGUGCCUAAUAGGAAAUAGUAAAAGCAGUGAGGCAGGUCAUUUUGGGAGCGAUUAUAUUCCAGCCCCGGUCACCGCGCACACGGAGAGCAGGAGAGGGGAGAGCACGGGGCGCGGCGGCGACGGCACCGGGAGAGCGGCGGAGAGGCACGGGCGGCGGCACCGGGAGCAGCGCCCCGCGCCCGCUCCCCGCCAGCCGCUGCCCCCUCCCCGAUGAGCUCCUACUUUGUCAACCCGCUCUACUCCAAGUACAAGGCGGCGGCGGCGGCGGCGGCGGCGGUGGCGGCGGGGGAGCCUCUGCCCGCCCCGUACUACGACUGUCACUUCGCGCCCGAGGUGAGCGGCCGCCACGCCGCCGCCGCCGCCGCUCUGCUCUACGGGACCGGCUUCCCGCAGCCCGGCGGGGCGGGGGGCGGCGGCGGCGCGGACUUUUACCAUCCGGCCGGGGGGAGCCCCGCGGCCGCCUACCAGCCGCCUCCUCCUCCCCCCGCCGCGCCUCCGCCUCCUGCCCCCUGCAGCGGGGUUACCUGUCACGGGGAGCCCGCUAAAUUUUACGGAUACGAUAACUUACAGAGACAGCAGAUUUUUACGACACAGCAAGAGGCCGAGCUGGUACAAUAUCCUGACUGUAAAUCGUCCAGUGCUAAUAUUGGCGAGGAACCAGACCACUUAAAUCAGAGCUCGUCUCCUGCUCAAAUGUUUCCCUGGAUGAGACCGCAAGCGCCCGGGAGGAGGAGAGGGCGGCAGACGUACAGCCGCUUCCAGACGCUGGAGCUGGAGAAGGAGUUUCUCUUUAACCCCUAUCUGACCAGGAAGAGACGAAUCGAGGUCUCUCACGCCCUGGGACUGACCGAGAGGCAGGUCAAAAUCUGGUUCCAGAACAGGAGGAUGAAGUGGAAAAAAGAAAACAACAAGGACAAAUUCCCCGCUUCCAAGCAGGAGGGAAAGGAAGGGGAGGCCAAAAAGGAAACACAUGAUCUGGAAGACGACAGAGCCGAAAGCCACACGAAUUAAAUUCAUUUUGCCCUAAAAGCUUUUGUGAAGGGCCAUCAGAAACGAGGAGCCCACGGCCGCCGCUCAGGGCCCGUCCCCGCCGUGUGCGUCCAGCGGGGUCGCGUCCCGCCCCAUUCCGCGCUGUGUUGGGUUCGGGUUUGGGUCUAACUGCAUCCGGAGCGAUCUCCAGAUGUCCGCUCGUCUGCUCCUCCUAGAAAUCUGAUAGCGAGUUUGCAGCAAUACAUUUAUAAUGAGAUAUAUAUAUAUAUAAAUAGAUACUAUUUUGUUUUUUACAAUAUUGAAAGACGGUGAUUGCGACAUACACUUCCUAAUGAUAAACGCCAGUAAGCCAGACAUGUACCAAUGCUUUAUUAAUCCAACAAGUGCACUUGUACUAUUCUAAUUCUUGUUAUUUUCUAAUCUCGAAUAAAUUAAAUAAAUUUAAUAAAUUCUGAAGAGCAAAUCUUAGAAAUAUAUAAAACUUUCUACUAUUGAAUUUUGAUUUAAAUAAACCAAAAUUAUUCAGAUAUAAAA